GACACUUUUCAAUUUGCCAAGUCUUGAGCACUCCACUCCACCUUGUUGCAUCUCCACCUGCCAUGGCAAUUGAACUCAAGGACCUAGCGCCGCUUUUCCUCAAGACGGAGCGCGUUAAUGGUGACAUCGAUCCCUCCGUCCUCACUAACGUAUUGCGCGGCGGUCAGGCGGCCAAUGACCGUCGCAAGGAGCUGCUGCAGGUGAUCGAGCGUCACCCUGUACUCUCAGACCGGGACAUGAUGUACCGCAACCACACGGAGCGCUACAAUUUCGGCGUCAAGAAGGCUUUCCACUACAUCAAAGUAUUGCAGGAAGGCGGCUACACGGACCCCGUGGAUCAGCAGAUCCUCUACUCAGCCAUGGGGGAGCCCACGGCUAUCGAGGUGCACCGCUCCAUGUUCGUACCGACUCUGGAGAACCAAGGAACCGACGAGCAACGUGCCAAGUGGCUGCCUCUUGCCAAGAACUUCAAGAUCCUUGGUGCUUAUGCGCAAACGGAGCUUGGUCACGGGUCCAAUGUGCAGGGCAUCGAGACUGUCGCUACGUACGACAAGACCACUCAAGAGUUCAUUAUUGACUCGCCCACACUGACCAGUCGUAAGUGGUGGCCCGGUGGUCUGGGCAAGACAGCCAACCAUGCCAUCGUGCAUGCGAGAUUGUACUUGGACGGCAAGGACGUGGGUGUACAGGCGUUCCUGGUGCAGAUCCGGUCGAUGGAGGAUCAUCAGCCUUUGCCGGGUAUUGAGGUGGGAGAUAUCGGUCCGAAGGUCGGAUUCAACGCCAUUGAUAACGGAUACUGUGCCUUCCAUAAGGUCCGCAUUCCACGUGAGAAUAUGAUGAUGCGUUAUGCCAAGGUACUACCUGACGGUACAUUCGUGGAGCCUCAAAGCGACAAGCUCGUGUACCUGACAAUGGUACAGAUCCGAGCUUACUUGAUCCGCUCGCUUGGACAAGGAAUGGGGAUGGCAACGACUAUCACUACGCGGUACAGUGCUGCUCGUGUACAAGGACGUAAAGCCUCUGGAUCCCCGAAGGGAGAGUUCCAGGUACUGGACUACCAGAACCAACAACACGUUUUGUUCCCGUACAUCGCUGUCUCGUACGCUGGUUUCUUCGCCGGUACGGGUUUAAUUGCCAUGCACGACUCCGCUCUGGCGAUUGUCAAAAGUGGAGACCCGUCGUUCGGUUCCAAACUUGCAGACCUGCACGCUGUAUGCUCCGGACUGAAGGCCUGGCUGGCGAAUCAUGUGAGCGACGGCAUUGAGAACUGUCGUCGUCUAUGCGGCGGACACGGCUUCACGCACUCGAGUAACCUGGGUCACUUGUUUGCUGAGACAGUGGGCGCUUGUACGUACGAAGGAACCUUCGAUGUGCUAGUGAACCAACACGGUCGCUACCUAUUGAAAGCUCUACACAGCGGGAAUCACCUUCCUGGUAGUCCGACUGAGUUCCUGGCUAAUGCUAAGACUCACUCGAACCCGAAUCUACGCUGCAAGGCGCAGAAGCCCGAGGAUUUCGCUGAUCUGCAGCUGUUGCUAGAGGCGUUCCGUGUCCGUGCAAGUCGCGCUGUACUGACACUUGCAGCCGACAUGAAGGCAAACAAGAACAACGCCAAUGCUUGUAUGGUACAGAUCACGCGUGCAUCGACGGCUCACGCUGAGCUCCUACUGGUCGAGGCGUUCGUGAACGGUCUUAACUCGAUCCCUUCCGGUAAGGAGCGUGGGGCGGUGACGCACCUGUGUGAGCUCUUUGGUGUCUGGUUGAUCACCAAGACUCUGGGUGACUUCCGUGAGGAUGACUACAUCUCUUCUAAGCAGGCGGUCAUGGCUCGUCGACAGCUUGUGAGUCUGCUACCUGUUAUCCGUAAGAACUGCGUGUUGCUGACGGAUGCUUGGGAUUUCACGGACUUCGAACUGAACUCGACUAUUGGCCGCUACGACGGCGAUGUUUACCGUGCAAUGGUGCGUCGUACUGCUGAUGAAGCUCUGAACAAAACGCAAGUGGCUGAGUGCUAUGAUCAGUUCCUCAAGCCUCUCCUGCAGUCGACUCUGUAAGGAAUUUGGUGGAAAUAGUCAUGUUGACAAAUUCUAAAAGUAGUGUUCUUCCUUAGUAUUAUUCGAUCG
Phytophthora nicotianae INRA-310 is the source of this 2123-nucleotide messenger RNA. RefSeq lists its product as hypothetical. Gene Ontology annotation, biological process: fatty acid beta-oxidation using acyl-CoA oxidase; lipid homeostasis. Gene Ontology annotation, molecular function: acyl-CoA oxidase activity; fatty acid binding; FAD binding. Gene Ontology annotation, cellular component: peroxisome. The coding region runs from base 63 to 2054 and encodes 663 amino acids. The transcript has a single exon. The record is from RefSeq and is a predicted model, not a curated record. Lineage: Eukaryota; Oomycota; Peronosporomycetes; Peronosporales; Peronosporaceae.